AUGGUGGCGUCAAGGGAUCAGCGAAAUUCCGUCGGCCGUGGGAGGGGGGAGGCUGGACAGCGAACCUUUUCGAUUCAGACCAUCGGAAAGAUCAUGAAGAAGGUGUUGCCGCAGAAGGCAAGGAUCACUACAGAAGUGAAGGAAACGAUCGAACAAUGCCUGACGGAGUUCGUCGCCUUCAUCACCAGCGAAGCCGCCGAGAAGUGCAACAAUGAUAACCGCUUUAUGCUGACCGGCGACGACAUCGUGUGGGCGUUGGCCCGACUCGGAUUCGAUAAUUACGUGGAACCACUCCAGAUUUACCUGCACAGGUAUAGGGAACCUGAUUAUGAGGCGGCGAAUUGGGCGGAACUGGAUACGAGUAUUAGCGCCGUUCCGGUAUGGCAGCACGGCCAGAUCAGCGACGGCGACUAUCAGAAUGGGAUUCUUGGGGUUGGGACUGUUGAGGAUUUUCAAGAUUUGCCCGCUGUCAUUUUGAUGAAGAUUUAUUGA
This is a messenger RNA of Prosopis cineraria, 492 nucleotides long. RefSeq names its product transcriptional activator hap3-like. Gene Ontology annotation, biological process: regulation of transcription by RNA polymerase II. Lineage: Eukaryota; Viridiplantae; Streptophyta; Magnoliopsida; Fabales; Fabaceae. Gene Ontology annotation, molecular function: protein heterodimerization activity; DNA-binding transcription activator activity, RNA polymerase II-specific; RNA polymerase II cis-regulatory region sequence-specific DNA binding. The transcript has a single exon. The coding region runs from base 1 to 492 and encodes 163 amino acids. Gene Ontology annotation, cellular component: CCAAT-binding factor complex. The record is from RefSeq and is a predicted model, not a curated record.